Trichechus manatus latirostris (Florida manatee) is the source of this 2197-nucleotide messenger RNA. It is a transcript of the gene MTMR11, whose product is annotated as myotubularin related protein 11. Lineage: Eukaryota; Metazoa; Chordata; Mammalia; Sirenia; Trichechidae. Gene Ontology annotation, cellular component: membrane; cytoplasm. The coding region runs from base 1 to 2088 and encodes 695 amino acids. Gene Ontology annotation, biological process: phosphatidylinositol dephosphorylation. The transcript has 17 exons. Gene Ontology annotation, molecular function: phosphatidylinositol-3-phosphate phosphatase activity. The record is from RefSeq and is a predicted model, not a curated record.
AUGUGGUGGGGGGGCCGGGGCCAGAGUUUCAACAUCGCCCCCCAGAAGGAGGAGCCAGAAAUAGGGUCUGAGCAAAGGAGCAGGAUGCCGGAGCCCAGGAGUCAUCUGCUCGGUGGUUGCCUGGCCUCUGGCUGCCUUCCAGGGGAGCAGAUCCUAGCAUGGGCCCCAGGGGUAAGGAAGGGACUGGAACCCGAAUUGCCUGGAACACUCAUCUGCACCAACCUGAGGGUCACCUUCCAGCCCUGUGGAUGGCAGCGGAGUCAGGACACUCCCCUGAGCAGUGAUUAUGAUUUUGCCCUGGUCAACAUUGGGCGAUUAGAGGCUGUGAGUGGCCUGUCCAGAGUCCAGCUCCUCCGUCCAGGGUCUCCACUUAAAUUUAUCCCUGAGGAGAUCCUGAUUCAUGGCCGAGACUUCCGGCUGCUCAGAGUUGGUUUUGAGGCUGGAGGACUAGAACCUCAGGCCUUUCAGGUGACCAUGGCCAUUGUCCAAGCCAGAGCUCAGAGAAGUCAAGCCCAACAGUAUUCAGGGAUGACCCUGAGCAAGGCUGGCCAGAGUUCUGGCCCCAGAAAACCACCUGUUCCCCUCUUGGAAACAUCAGAAGACUGGGAGGCUGAGCGGAAGAAGCAGGGGGCCAGGGGCUGGAGGGUCAGCACUGUCAAUGAGAGGUUCGACAUAGCCACCAGUCUCCCCCGUUACUUCUGGGUCCCUAACCGAACUCUGGACAGCGAGGUCAGGAGAGCAUUUGGUCACUUCCAUCAGGGCCGUGGACCGCGCCUGUCCUGGCAUCACCCUGGGGGCAGUGAUCUUCUCCGCUGUGGUGGCUUUUAUACAGCCAGUGACCCUAGCAAGGAGGAUAUCAGAGCAACGGAGUUGAUGCUCCACGCUGGACAUUCAGAUGUUGUCCUGGUAGACACUAUGGAUGAGCUCCCCAGUCUUACAGAUGUCCAACUUGCCCACUUGAAGCUGAGGGCCCUCUGCCUGCCGGAUUCAUCUGUUGCUGAGGAUAAAUGGCUCUCAGCCCUGGAAGGCACUCGAUGGUUGGACUACAUCAGGUCUUGUCUUCGAAAGGCCAGUGACAUCUCAGUCUUAGUGACCUCCAGAGUUCGCUCUGUAGUACUGCAAGAGCGCGGUGAUCGUGAUCUCAAUGGCCUCCUCUCUUCACUCGUCCAGCUGCUUUCAGCCCCCGAAGCCCGAACACUGCUUGGCUUCCAAUCGCUAGUACAACGAGAGUGGGUGGCAGCUGGACACCCCUUCUUGACCCGGCUUGGGGGAACUGGGGCCAGCGAGGAGGCCCCAGUGUUUCUCCUCUUCCUUGACUGUGUCUGGCAGCUUCUCCAGCAGUUUCCAGCUGAGUUUGAAUUCUCUGAGUUUUUCCUUCUUGCUCUUCACGACAGCGUCAGGGUUCCUGACACCCUUACCUUCCUGAGAGAUAAUCCCUGGGAGCGUGGAAAGCAGAGCGGACAGUUCAGCUCCUAUACACAAGUCUACACCCCAGGAAACCUCCAGCCCCAAGCUGGGAACUCUGUUAACCAGCAGCUCUCUGUCUGGGACUGGGGUUUACGCUACAGCAAUGAACAAAUACUACAAUUCCAUAAUCCUGGCUAUGACCCAGAGCACUGCCCAGAUUCCUGGCUCCCUAGGCAACAGUCAAGCUUCAUGGUUCCUGGACCCCCCAGUUCUGUGUGGCUCUUCUCUAGAGGGGCCCUGACCCCCCUGAAUCAGCUCUGUCCUUGGCGGGACAGUCCCUCCCUGCUAGCAGUCUCUUCUCGUUGGCUUCCUCGACCGGCUAUCUCCACUGAAAGCCUGGCUGACCAGGAGUGGGGGCUCCCAUCACACUGGGGGGCUUGCCUGUUACCCCCAGGGCUACUGCUUCCUGGAACUCUGGGACCCCAGAUCAGGCUCUGGAAACGCUGCUACCUGAGGGGAAGGCCUGAAGUCCAGAUGGGCCUGUCGGCUCCCACAGUCUCUGGCCUCCAGGAUGAGCUAUCCCGUCUUCAGGAGCUAUUAAGGAAAUGGACGCCAAGACUAUCUCUUGAGGAUCACUUCAAGAAAAGAGACCCAAAUACCACUCUCUCCCAGUCCUGCUGAAACUGCUGGUAUUCUCACAGGCAGGGCAGGGUUCUGUCUAAUCCUGAUUUUUCUCAUCCGGUUUUGCUGCCUCAGCUUCCACACUCCAGCCCUUAAACAAGCUUCCUCA